CUUGUUUCAGUUGGUCGCGUUAUGACAACGACCGUCCGACGACAUGGAUCAUGAUGACGACAAGCCCGAGUUCACUGAGCCGUCCCAUCAACAGUACACAUCCGCGUCUCCUGAUGUGCGACUGGUGCAUCGAGCCAGCCAGAAGCGACCGUCGACGCGCGGUUCCGGUUUGCAGACUGCGCGGCGGCAGAUUGAAACGCAUCCCCACACAGCCAGCAGCCGCAGCAGUACCACCAGUGCCGCCUCUGCUGACGAUCUGGAUGUAGAUGUGAAUGUAGAUGAGGAUGAGGAUGCAGACUUGGAUGGAGAUGUGGACGGAGACGGGUGCUGGGACGCCGACACUGACGCUGUCGGAGUUGCACGACGCGACACGAAACGCCCGCGAUUGGAGUCGUCGUCGCCGCCGCUCGCAGCCGCCCAAGCCGAGUCGACGCCAGAUGUAUCAAGCGCGCAGGAUUCAAUGCUGCUCAGCUCAUCCGGCCGCGGGAAUGAUGGCGAGUCGCGCGAGAUGACUGGUCGUGCAGCUGUUGGCGCCAACUCUGACAGCAACUCCGACGACGACGACGACCUAAUUGACCUGACAAUGGACUUGCAAGAAGCAUCCGAUCGUGCAGGCAAUGUGGACAGCAGCGCUGACAACCGACGCGAGCUGAUUGACCUCACAAUGGACGUGCACGCAUCGCGCAGCAGUUCAUCUGUCUCAGACAAUUCCGGCAAUCGAGCCAAGCCAACGCAGUCCACCCCUCGUACUACAAGUCUUCAAGACGUGCAAGCAUUCAACGGCAUUCCAAACAGCCCAGCAGAGGCGACCGAUCUCAGGACUGGUGCUGGAAUCACCCCAGAUCCUCGCGCCGCCGGAAUCAAGCAGCACGUCUUGACACCGCGGCGCGGAUUUAUCGAAUGCAAUGCGAUCGACAUUGGCCCAAUACGUCGCUCAAGUGCGGCGUUUACGAUUCCAAAUUCUCGCGCCAGCACGCCUCGGAACCUCGGACUCUCGUUUCACCUCGUUGCCAAGUUUGGAUGGCAGCUCGGCAUGCCUUGCUGUGGCCAGUCUACCAAUCUCGGUAGUAGCGCCGGUAAUUCCAGGAAUGCACAUGAGUCGGAUCGAUGGUUGUGUCGCCGGUGCUGCAUCGCGCUCCACGCAAAGUGCUGCGGCACUCGCGCCCUGGACGUUUGUCCCAUUUGUCAAUGGCACUCUGCCCCAACUGGAGCUCUGGUCGGGCACUUUUCCCACGUCGGCUGCACGAUUGCCUCUUCGUCCUUUCAUGCGAUGAGUAACUAUUGGCAAACGCCGCUGGCGGUCGGUGCACGGGGAAUCUUGAUGAACCUCAAAGAAAAAGGCAUGGGCCCACAGACCCGCAUUUUUCGUUUGAUUCUGACUGGUGCUUCCGUCGAUGACGCCCAUCCUGCCAUCUACUGCGAUUUGGAUUUGUCUCCGACCGUUCUCGAGUCGUUGGCGCGGUACGAAGUGAUCAUCACGUUCCAAGUGUCUGCGAUUCACAACAACGAGCCUUGCGCCAGUCCGGGCACAACUGCCGAUGGCGUGCAUGUUUCGCCCCUCACUGGCUUUGCUUGCACUCGCCUGUCAUUGGACUGCCGCAUGUAUAUGGUGCAGAGCAUUGUUCCGGCGGAGCAGUUUUUUGAACUGUCUUUUUCGCGCUCCCUUGUGAACACGCUGCUUGAAGGCGUUCGCUCCUUUUACGGCGGCCGCACCUGGCAGCAGUUGCUUCAGGAGUGGUGCUCCAUGCAGCGCCAUCGUCCUGCCACUGACCAUCUUUACGAGGCGCUUGCACAAGCUGCCCCAGCUGAGGCACUCUACCAGCUGCUCGACGCGCACAUUCCCGAGCACAUUCGCGGUCUGGCCAUGCUCGAAGCUCAUCUCGAGAGCAUUUCCACGGGCGUGAAGGCACCCCAGUCGUUCACAUCGAGUCGAAUCGAUGCCUUGCUGAAGCUGGUGAGCAGCCCCAGCCAACAUCUCCCGAGAGCGUCCCAGCCUCCAGAAAUUGCGUGCUCCAUGAUGCCCUAUCAACUCGCGGGCCUCUCUUGGAUGAGCGACGCCGAGUGCUUUGGCAAGAAGCGAGUCGAUUCGUUCAGCCGCCACGACGACGAUCCUGUGAUUCUUCAAAAGCAACAGCUCGAAGCGAAUCUGGCAUUGGCGCCCGUGAUGCCGCCGUUCACCUCUACAGACCAGGUUCCUUUUAUUUUGCGCGCGCUCGACGCCCCUAUGACGUACAUGCUGGUCCCACCCUCGUAUCUCAUCGAAGGCAUGACAACGGAGGCAGGGUCGCUCGAUGAAGGCGACCAGACAACCACAACACGCGCCAUCUAUUUCAACAUUGUCUCUGGUUCCAUCAGUCUUUCGCCUCCUGCCCUUGUUCGGCCCUUUGGCGGCAUUCUCGCGGAUGAGAUGGGAUUAGGAAAGACGGUCGAGUUCCUUUCGCUCGUGGCUGCAACAAGGCCCAAUCCCGACUUGUUCGAAACGUUUCCAUUUGCCUUCGUCCAGGGUCGCGUGCCUCUGUCUCGCCUAAACCACCCACCAUCCCUUUACAUCAAGGGGGAGCUGCAGACGGACGCCGGUGAGCCCCUCUGCCGUGUCAUUCGUCCCGUCCGCACGACCCUGAUCAUUGCACCCUCGCCAAUUGUGGGCCAGUGGCAAAGCGAGAUUCAGUAUCACGCGCCUUCGUUGAGUGUGAUGGUGUACGAUGGACACACUACAUUUUAUCAGCAUGACGAAACCCCCUUUGACGUGUUUUCCCGCUUUGACAUUGUCGUUACCACCUACGACGUUGUUCGCAAAGACCGCCACCAUGCGGCCGAGCCCGUGUACAAGCGUGGCGCGAAUCGCCGAAAUUCUCCGCUUGUGGAUGUGUUUUGGUUUCGGCUCUGCUUGGACGAGGUGCAAAUGAUUGAAAACCCGACCGCCGCGGCCGCUGUGUGCGCAAGCAUUCGUGCUCGCUACCGCUGGGGACUGUCUGGCACGCCGAUUAGCUCGCACGGGUUUGAUGACAUUUUGGCGCUGUCCGUUUUUCUGCACUUCCACCCCUAUUCGGACCGGCUCGUGUUCAACGCAUUGGUUGCUGCGUUUGAAGUUGCUGAUGCCGAGUUGCCGCGGGCUGUGCGCACCUCUUCCGCAAUCACGAGUGGCGCAACCGCCUUUGGCGAUGCGAAUGACUGUUCUCCUAUCGCUGCCCUGAUUCGCCGGCGCAACCUGGAAUCGAUGAGAAGCAGCUUGUUGACAUUUUUGCACCGACUCAUGCUGCGACGGAGCAAACAAGAUCUGGCGGAUCAAGUCUCGCUCCCACCUCAGCACGAAGAGUACAUUGUACUGACAUUCAGUCCAGUGGAGGCGCACUUUUACCGCGAGCUGGAACUUCACUGCCGCAACCUGUUUGAGAUGCUACGUUCGGGCGCUGGAGAGGCGUCCGCGUCGACGAUGAGCGAUCUGCGGAGCAGCAUGGGCUUACUUCGAGCCGCGUGCUGUUACAUUCAGGGUGGUGUCGUUCUUCCAGGAAAGCGCGCGCUGAGUGGAGCCCCAAAGUCAAUGUUCGAGGCUACGGCGCUGCUGCUCAAGCAAACAGAGCUCGAUCUGGCUGCCGCGGUGCGCGAGCAGGUCACGGCCCAUAUCGACCUGGGUGCAGCGCUCGAGUUUGCCAAGCUGCCCGAGGGUUCGCGAUGCUUUGAACAAGCUCUUGAGCUGAUCGAAACACUGGCUGCCCAGCAUGCAGACGCUUGCGCCUUUGCCAAGCGCUGGAUUCUGCCGAGCGACUAUGAGGAGUAUCUAUCCUCUGUCGCAGACCAACCGGCCGCUGCGACGGCUGCAAUGGCUGUCGAUGCAGACGGCGAGCGCGCCGCCGGGUCCAUUGAUCCUGCAGCUGAGGAGAGAACGGCCGGGAACCAACCUUUGGACGAGUUUGCAUCUGAUGCGUCGUCGGACGACGAAAGCGCGAGCGACGUCACAGCGGAAGCUGCAAGCACCUCGAAAAUGAGCAAGAAAGUAAAGAGGCUUCGGCGGUACGGCGAUGACACGAUGAUUGGCAACUGGCGAGCCGUUGUGCGCGACACUAUGCGAGCGCGUGAGAAUCUACUACUUGGACAUCGUGCCACUUUUCGCUUGGCAAUGGCCGCGUCCCCAGACGAUUCUGAAAAAUUGUACGAAGAUGCCGAGCAAAAGCGCAAGAGCCUUACCAAAACCGUCGAGACUGCGGUUUGUCAAGCGCGCAAGCAGCUCGACGAGUUCUUGCGGCGCUCCGCUCUCACAAGCAUUCAAGUCUGCCUGAUUGACUCGGAGCGACUGUCGGUUCAGAAGGAAGCGGCGCUUGUGGCAUUUUUGCACGGCUCGCUGCUGGUCGACGAUGGCCACUUAGCCAACGAGCGGAACGCCGACGACCCCGACAACGAAGUGACUCCGGAUCCCGACGAUGAAAACUACGUCUUUGUGAUUCGCGGCUCGGAACGCAUCCGUAUUCUGAACAGCACAACCACACCCUACCUCCCUUUUCUCGUCGACGAGCUGUUGACUGCCGUCACCGACGUCGAACGCAACGCUAUUCCAGCUCGACCCUCUGCGACGGCGUUUCAGCGCCUACUGGAGGCCGGCCCCGGAGAUCAAUCGCUCUCGGAGGCUUCCAGCAGGUUGAUGACCCAGUUGUUUGCGCUCAUGGAUUCGCUCGACGCAAACAUGGAGGAGAUCUGGACUGCCCGCAUGCACGUGCUCCGCGUCCUGACCACCCCGCUCCACUCAAACUACCAGCGCGACCUGGAAGCUCAGCAGUUUGGCCUGCAUUGGCAAAAAGUGCUUGAGACGGCCGUGGCCAAACGCAGGCUUUUGCUCUUCAGCGCAGCUGACGAGUGGUCCAAGAAGAGCAAAACGCUAAAUUUAGUGUCGCUCAACCAGCGCAUCAAAAGCCAAAGCGAACAGGUCGCUUUCGCUGAGGCCGAUCACCUUCUCAAAGUUCACAGUCUCGUUUCCAUCCUGUCGGUUCGUCUCCAAAGCAUUCUGUCCAUGUUGGCCAGCGAACGGCAUGGCAUCAGCGAGGUGUGGAAUGCACGCAUCGCCUUUUACAAGCAAUUGCAAGUCUUGUCUGAUGCUGUCAGUCGUCCUGAGCGGCCCUUGAGCUGCCUGAGCUUUGUUCAGGAAUGCCGGCGCAGGCUGGCUGGGCUGACCACUACAGCGGCGCAAUUGACUGGCAAGGUGCAAUAUGUGCGGCAACUGGUUUGCAGCGCGUCUCCAUUCCAGCCAGGCUCCGCUCUUGAGUCGGCUGCGGAUGUUGAGGCCACGAAAGCUGCGCAAACGGCACAGACUUUGUCGGCCAGCAGCACGUCCGCACCACCAAUGGCAGAUCCUACCGAAGCCAGCAGCAUCAGCAUGAGCGUUGGCAAUUCGCCCCUGACUGGUACUGGUAUUGCAACCGUGCCUGUCGGCGCAUCCCAGUCGGUUGGCGCCAAACGCGCGGAAGUUUGCCCGAUUUGCAUCGAAACUUCGACCGAACUGUGCAUGACUCCUUGUGGCCAUGUGUUUUGUGCUCCCUGCAUUGCCGAUUGGAUGCGGCACCAUCGGAUCUGCCCGACGUGCAGGUCGCGGAUUCAGUCCGACCAAAUCAGCCACAUGAACAUGGGCAUUGACGGCGCAACGGCCUUGCACAACUCAAAAAUCCAUCAGACCGGGCAGGACUUUUUGACCAACAUGGACAUGUUUGAGAAACGUUCGGUCAACGACGGAACGCGCACCAUCAUCCGACCUCCGGCCUAUCUCCACGCUAGCAUCCCGCUUGCCCGCAAUUCGAGUACCAAGAUUGAUGCACUGAUCCGCUAUUUGAUCGAGCUCGAGCGCCAAAAUCCCGGCACAAAGAGUGUCGUGUUUAGUCAGUGGGGGCAUGUCUUGUCGAGAGUUGGCGAGGCCCUACAGCUACAGGGAAUUGGCUUUACCACCAUCCAAACCGGCAAGGAUGCGGCAUCUCUCUUUCACUCCAACCCGAAGGUCACCGUGUUUCUGUUGCACUCCAGACACAAGUCCAGCGGCCUCACGCUCGUUGCAGCGACGCACGUGUUCUUGAUGGAUCCCAUCAUCAACCCCGCCGUGGAGUUGCAAGCGAUCAAUCGCGUGCAUCGCAUUGGCCAGACUGCCGAAACUCAUGUUCAUCGAUUUAUUGUUGAAAACACGAUCGAGCAGCAGGUUCUUCGGUUGGCAGUUGGGCAAGAUACAGCGCCCGGCAUGCCGCGCAGCACUCGAAGCGAUGAUGAAACCAUGUCGCUCCAGGACAUUGGCAUGCUGCUGAAUGUUCAAUAAGCGAAAGAAAGCGGGAGUGUGUGACUUGCAUCUUUGUAAACAUUCGAACAAAUCAUCCCCAACUCUUCAAGUGUCAAACGCUACAGGUGGACUGAAAGUAUGGAAUGGAAAUGAAGCUUUUCUUGGUUUAGAAAUCAAUGCAAUCAAAGAAAAACACAAUACACCUACAGCACACCCA
Messenger RNA from Capsaspora owczarzaki ATCC 30864, 6464 nucleotides. RefSeq lists its product as hypothetical. Gene Ontology annotation, molecular function: ATP binding; ATP-dependent chromatin remodeler activity. The transcript has 4 exons. The record is from RefSeq and is a predicted model, not a curated record. Bases 44 to 6286 code for a protein of 2080 amino acids. NCBI's taxonomy places the organism in Eukaryota, Filasterea, Ministeriida, Capsasporidae.